AUGCAUGGAUAUACCACUUUUGGAAUGAGGGUCAAGCUUACCUCAUCAAAACUAUUGGUUAGAACUUUUUUUGGCUCAUCUAUACUAAGAAAUAAUGUUAUUAAAACAUAUAAAUUCCAUGAUAUUAAACAAUUGAUCGAGAACCCUGUUUCAGGUAAGGUAUUGGUAGAUGUUAGAGAACCACAAGAACAUAUGCAAUAUGCAAUUCCCACAUCUGUUAACAUACCAGUGAAUACAGCACCAGGUGCAUUGGGUCUUUUAGCGGAAGAAUUUCAAAAGACAUUCAAUUUUAAUAAACCAGAAUUAUCGAAUGAAUUGGUCUUUUAUUGUAAGAGUGGUACAAGAGCUAAAGCAGCUGAGGAAUUGGCAAGAUCAUAUGGUUAUCAAAAUACUGCUAUAUAUCAUGGUUCUAUUACGGAUUGGUUAAAGAAACACGGUGACAGAAUUAAUCUAAAGAACUAG
Maudiozyma saulgeensis is the source of this 462-nucleotide messenger RNA. The record is from the annotation of a GenBank genome assembly. Lineage: Eukaryota; Fungi; Ascomycota; Saccharomycetes; Saccharomycetales; Saccharomycetaceae.